Messenger RNA from Poecilia reticulata (guppy), 2977 nucleotides. RefSeq names its product histamine H3 receptor. NCBI's taxonomy places the organism in Eukaryota, Metazoa, Chordata, Actinopteri, Cyprinodontiformes, Poeciliidae. Gene Ontology annotation, cellular component: synapse; plasma membrane; dendrite. Gene Ontology annotation, biological process: G protein-coupled receptor signaling pathway, coupled to cyclic nucleotide second messenger; adenylate cyclase-inhibiting G protein-coupled acetylcholine receptor signaling pathway; chemical synaptic transmission. The record is from RefSeq and is a predicted model, not a curated record. Gene Ontology annotation, molecular function: histamine receptor activity; G protein-coupled acetylcholine receptor activity; G protein-coupled serotonin receptor activity.
UUCGUCGGGAAGCCCGGAGCUUUCGGAGCAUAUAUGGGGGUGUUGAUCGCAGUUUUCGUCCGCCAGGCACCUGUUGCUGGUUUAUUUUUGUUGGCACUAGACUGUUAAGGAUUCUAACGACUCACAUCUCCACCAUGUCGGAGGAACAUACUGAUUCCAACUCCAGCGGGUACUAUUUUGACAAUCCCUCAACGCGAAUCCAGAGCAGCUUCGUGUUCUCAGGACCCAUAUUUGUCAUUCUAAUGGUGAUGAUGGUGACUUUGGUCGUGGUGAUAGUUCUGGGUAACGCGCUGGUCAUUUUGGCUUUUAAGGUGGACAAGAGUUUGAGGAGACAGUGCAAUUACUACUUCCUGAAUUUGGCAAUCUCAGAUUUUCUAGUAGGGGCAUUCUGUAUCCCCGUCUAUAUCCCCUACAUCCUGACAGGCAGGUGGACGCUGGGUCGAGGGCUGUGCAAGCUGUGGCUGGUCACGGACUAUCUUCUCUGCUCGGCAUCUGUCUUCAGCAUUGUGCUCAUCAGCUAUGACCGUUUCCUCUCUGUCACCAGAGCGGUAAGUUAUCGAGCCAGACAGAGCAUGACUCAUCAAGCCAUAAUCAAGAUGAUUGCAGUCUGGGUGCUGGCCUUUGUCCUGUAUGGGCCAGCUAUCAUAUUCUGGGAGCUGGUGGUGGGCAGAAGCCGCGUGCCAAAGGAUGAGUGCUUUGCAGAGUUCUAUUACUCUUGGUACUUUCUGCUAAGUGCCUCCAUGUUGGAGUUUUUCUCUCCUUUCAUCUCGGUGGCUUUCUUCAACCUCAGCAUUUACCUGAGUAUACGCAGGAGAAGGCGCCACCAUAGGGAGGCCCAACUUCAGCACCAGCUUCAGGCAAGUGAACCGGCUUCUGCCCAGACAGAAGGCGUCCCUCUAUCCCAUAACUGGGGAUUUGGGAUAAAGCUGCCUGGAAGAGGCUCCUUCCACUCUCAGACCUCCUCCCCUUGUUUGGGUAAACUGGAUCCCUCUACCAGCAGGGCUGCUCAGCCUAGCCGUCUGUCCAGGGAUAAGAAAAUYGCUAAGUCCCUGGCCAUCAUAGUAUGUGUGUUUGCCAUCUGCUGGGCACCAUACACCCUACUGAUGAUCAUCCGUGCUGCCUGCAGAGGGCGAUGCAUCCAGCAUCACUGGUAUGAGGUCACCUUCUGGCUCCUGUGGCUUAACUCAGCUAUUAACCCAUUCCUGUACCCACUGUGCCACAGUAGCUUCCGCAGGGCCUUCAGCAAGAUCCUCUGCCCAAAGCGGUACACAACUCCGCCUUCCUCUGCCCUGCGCCUUGGCCAGUGACAGGAAGACACAGACAGACAAUGUGCCAAAACAAUUGAUUGAAAGCAGAUUAAAAUAAUCUGUGUCCAACAAUUUGUCAUACGGGUCGUAAUUAAGUUUCCAACUGCAUUUUGUAAUGUUUGAUUGAUUUUUUUUUUUUUUUUUGUAUUCAACAGGAAGGGAAUACUUUAUCAUGUGCAUAUUCGCAAAAGUAAAUAUUAUUGUUUAUUUAUCAGAAGUAAAUGCACCUUUUAAGUAGCUCUUUGCCAUUUGUACAAAACAAGAAACAUCUUAGGAGUUGAAGAUGGACAUUUUUCUUAUGCGCUAGAAAAAAAAAUGGAGUCAUGGAAUAUGUUGAUUUAUUUAUUGUUUGUGUCAGUGUCCGUAUCAGAAGAAUAUGCUCUAGAUAUCUUUAAUAAAAAUGAUAUUUUAAAAUGAUAUUUUAAGGUGUUGUCCUCUACAUUGAAUCCUUGCCAAAACUGGAUGAUAACAUGCCAAUAUCACCCUCUGCUGUCAAAGAGGGGAGGAAACAACACAGCACUUUUUCACAUUUUGUCACUCUGCUUCUACAAGCUMCAGUGUAUUUUAUUGAGAUUUAAUGUUAUAGACUAACACAAGGUGGCAAUUAGUAGUGUUCUUCUUUGURGAACCAGCUAAUUCUACAAUUACAGCACAUCCUCAACCAGAAAAAGAGUGUCUUUUAGGUCCUGUCUCKGUUGGAUUCUAAACUUUAACUGGGCCAUUCAAGAAUAGGGAUAUGCUUUURUCUAAAGCUUUUCGUUUAGCCUUUAUUUUAAUAUUACUGUACUACUUGCCACUCUUCUACAAAAGACAUAACAGUCUUGUAUACUGACAAAAAUUUCUUACAACAUAAUUAUCUGCUCCUUUUUGUUAACAUAUUACAUGAAAUCCCAAUGAACUAUGCAGAAGUUUGUGGUCGCAACAUGAAGGYGUAUAAAAYGGAUUGAACUGAMAAACAAAACUUAUUCUGUUCCUGCUGCUAUGCUUUCAGUUUCCUCAUAACCAUCAACUUUAGAGGUUUAUGAGCCUCUUUAAUUUCAUGUGAGGCRUCAAAUAAUUUUUUUUCUUUGUCUGAAAUUCAUCAGAAAUAAAUAUUCGACGGCGGGAGGUUUUUGAAACAKUUUACAGUAUGAAAAGGUGUGCAUAUUCUCUUGUACCACUAGAUGUCACCAUUAACCUUUACUGUGCAAUAACGUAUUGAAGCAAGCUUUCAAAAUGUUAACACUUUUCAUCAGCUUUAUCGGGUUUACAUUGAUGUUAUUGUGUAUAUUUGCUGUUUAAAAGAAAAAGUGUAUUCAUUUUUACAAUAAUGACAAUAAUGAUCACAUGUGGCUGUGCUCUUGCCACAUCCUCCAUAUGGUCUUCUUUAGAUAUAUGUUAUUGUGGCAUGUUCUUUGCUUCAGCUGAUGUUACAAACUGCCUGAGAUAGCYGUUUUGCAGUUGAAUGCUUUGUAUUUAUCCUUUAACAAUAAUACACUUUAAUAGUUAAAAUGUUAUCCACUUGGCUUUAAUGAAUGACCUCUGAUUAAAAUAUAUAUUUAUCUAUACAUUUUUGUUUCACAGGAAUGCUAGUGAAGACUUUMAUCAACACACUUAUCUCAGACGCUAGCUGAUGGAUUUUGUGGAAAGCCUGGGAGGAAAUAAUUAAAAUGGAUUUCACUGUGAAUGAC